CACCUUCCACCUUAAGCCCUUUUCACCCGUCCCCUGCACCGGCUGCUCGGGCCAUGGAGCCCACGGAGCCGCCGGACGCCGCGGAGCCGCCGCCGGAGCCGGCGGAGCCCGACGAGCACACAGACCCCGAGAGUCGCUCGGACUCGGAGCAGCGCGGAAGCCGCGCUGAAUGCCGCAGUCCCUCGCGGCGGCCGGCGGUGAAGCGGCGGCCGGGUCCGCCGAAGCGGGUGAAGGUGGAGACCAAGCAGGAGACGACCUCACCCACGGCGUCCGCUUCCGUGAAAUGCGAGAUCUUGGAGGUCUCGGAUGUCGAGGCGCAGCCAGCGCCGAAGGCUGCCCGCCCGAAGACCUUGCCCAAGCGAAAGCAGGAACCGGCCAAAGCGCCUAGCGCUGGAGGCGGCCGAAUGCUCAUUUCGGCUAUCGCUGCGUCCAUGAAGCCCAAGCCGAAGAAGCUGUUGACCGUGAAGAAGGAGAAGAAGAGCACUGCCCCGACUCCAGCCUCGCUAAAGCGUAUGAAAGAGAAUGCGCUGGCUCAGACCAGAGCACAGGAGGCGAAGCUUCAGUGGCGACGUGCAGCAGCGGCUGCGGCUACGCAGAAGAAAAGGACCUGGGAGGGGCUGUCGAAAGCACCGAAGCAAGGCGAACGACCAGCUGAAGCCUCAAGUGCCCCAGCUGCAGGCGGUGGUGCAAAGGCAGUAGUAAAGUGGCAUGCAGGUCCUUCUGUACCCGCGGCUUUUCAGCAUGGUGGAUGGCCGCAGAAGCAUCAGCAAGAAAAGCCGCAGCAUGAGACAGCCAGCUGGCAAGUGAAAUGGACGGAGAAGGAGCCGUGGAAGCACUCGACACACUCCUGGAGUUCCCGCUCCUGGGCGUCGAGAGAUGCGCGUCCGGCACUGCCCGCCCCCGCUCGGCAGCUGGAGCAGAUGAAAGAGAUUCUGCAGCUGGUGGCGGGCCAGCUCACGAACAAGUGGAGCUAUCAAAGCAGAGAGUUGAAGGAGGUAGAAGUCGGCGAUUUGCGCUUCAGCAGUGACACUGUCACCAGCACCUUCAGUGAUGGCUGGAGCAUCUACGACCUGGAGAAGGACGUGAACAACAGUCGAAAGUGCGCCGGUCUUGAUUGGUACGACAGGGACAGCUGGAUCCUCCAAAAGCUGGAGCCUCUCGUGGCCGUGCGCCACAAGGGUGCCACGGUGGUGGUGAAAGGCCAUCGGCGCCUCAAAGCGGCGGUGAUUCUCAAGCAGCAGCUGCGAGCGAAGCUCUAUGUGCGCUGCCGGGUCUUCAGCCUCGACGACGAGGCAGAGGAGACUCCUGCCACGGUGUUGGCGCUCUACGCGCUGAAUCCUCAGGCGAACCUCGACGUCUUGAUCAAAGGCAUUUGAGGCGUGAGCGGCUGCGGCGGCGUGAGCCCAUCCUAAUCGGGGAUGCGGCCACCAGGUGUUUCAUGCACAAAAGAACUUUGAAAAAAAA
Messenger RNA from Durusdinium trenchii, 1464 nucleotides. Lineage: Eukaryota; Dinophyceae; Suessiales; Symbiodiniaceae. The record is from the annotation of a GenBank genome assembly.